Elaeis guineensis (African oil palm) is the source of this 3917-nucleotide messenger RNA. RefSeq names its product ABC transporter B family member 2. Gene Ontology annotation, cellular component: mitochondrial inner membrane. Lineage: Eukaryota; Viridiplantae; Streptophyta; Magnoliopsida; Arecales; Arecaceae. Gene Ontology annotation, biological process: oligopeptide export from mitochondrion. The record is from RefSeq and is a predicted model, not a curated record. Gene Ontology annotation, molecular function: ATP hydrolysis activity; ATP binding; ABC-type oligopeptide transporter activity.
AUGGACCAAGAGGGGUCCAAGAAUGGCCAUGAAGGAGAAGAGAGGAGAACUCAAAAGAUUUCCUUCUUUAAGCUCUUUGCCUUCUCCGAUGCAUGGGAUUACGUCCUUAUGGCCUUGGGCUCGGUGGGUGCGUGCGUGCAUGGGGCCUCCCUGCCAGUCUUCUUCCUUUUCUUCGGGAAGCUCGUAAAUGUUGCUGCAGUUGCCUCUCUCUACCCUGCGUCAGUUUCGCACAAAGUUGCAGAGUACGCACUGGAUUUUCUUUAUUUGGGCUUUGCAACACUGGUUUCAGCGUGGAUAGAGGUGUCAUGUUGGAUGCACACUGGUGAGAGGCAAGUAUCAAAGAUUAGAUUGGCAUAUCUUCGAGCUAUGUUGAAUCAAGACAUAGGGGUAUUUGACACUGAAGCUUCUACUGCAGAAGUGAUUGCCUCCAUUACCAAUGAUAUUAUUGUGAUACAAGAUGCUAUAUCUGAAAAGGUUGGAAACACCAUGCACUUUAUGGCCCGUUUCAUUGUGGGAUUUGCAAUGGGAUUUUCCAAUGUUUGGCAAGUCAGCCUUGUGACCCUGUCCGUAGUCCCCUUGAUCGCCAUUACCGCAGGGACAUACGUAUACUUUGAAACUAGUCUCAUUGCUAGAGUUCGGAAAUCUUAUGUUAAGGCUGGAGAAAUAGCUGAGGAGGUGAUUGGGAAUGUUCGCACUGUCCAAGCAUUCGUGGGAGAAGAAAAGGCUGUGAAAUCAUACAAGACUGCACUUUUUAAAACAUACAAAUAUGGGAAGAAGGCAGGGCUAACUAGGGGCCUAGGAAUUGGAACCACGUACUUUGCUCUUUUCUCUUCAUGGGCACUGGUUUUAUGGUACAACAGUGUUGUGAUCCAUAAGGGCAUAUCAAAUGGAGGAGAGGCAUUUUCCACCAUGGUCGUUGUCGUCAUUUCUGGCCUGGCCAUUGGACAGGCAGCACCAAGCAUUUCCACAUUCAUGAGAGCAAGAACUGUUGCAUAUCCCAUGUUUGAGAUGAUAAAGAGGCAAGCAGUUGUCAAAGCUAGUUCCAAUACCGGAAAGACACUGCCGAGUGUGGAUGGGCGCAUCCAGUUCUGCAAUGUAAGCUUCAGCUAUCCAUCAAGACCAUUUGCACUUGUUCUGGAUGAGUUCGAUUUGGACAUACCACCAGGAAAGAUCACUGCCCUUGUGGGCGAGAGUGGUUCAGGAAAGAGCACUGUGAUCUCGCUCGUCGAGCGAUUCUACGAGACCCUUUCUGGAACUAUAUUACUUGAUGGAUGCAACAUCAAGGAUCUGGAGCUCAAGUGGCUGAGGCAGCAGAUGGGGUUGGUCAGUCAAGAACCUGUGCUUUUCGGCACAAGCAUUCUAGAGAACAUCCUCUAUGGGAAAUUUGAUGCAACUAAUGAUGAGAUCACCAAUGCUCUUAAGCUGUCAGGGGCACUAGCCUUCAUUGACAACCUUCCUGAUCGAUAUGAGACGCAGGUAGGGGAGAGAGGGAUCCAGCUCUCAGGUGGACAGAAGCAGCGAAUUGCGAUAUCUCGAGCAAUACUGAAAAACCCUGCAAUUCUUCUCCUUGAUGAGGCCACGAGUGCACUGGAUGCUGAGUCUGAGAAGAGCCUUCAAGAGGCUCUUGACCGGAUCAUGGUGGGUCGCACGACGGUCUUGGUCGCCCAUCGACUGUCUACGGUCAAGAAUGCAGACAUCAUCGCUGUCGUUAAAGGCGGAAAAAUCGUGGAGACUGGGACUCAUGAGGAGCUCAUUACAGACCAUCAGGGUGCCUAUUUCUCUCUUGCUAACCUCCAAGUGCAGCAACCAUUCCACUUGGAGAAUGCCAAUGCCAAUGCCGAACGAACUCUAAGCAUGAGAUCUUCAACGGAACUAUCAAGGAGAUGGUCGAGCCUUGGACGUAGCUUUCGCUCUGAGAUGGACUCCAUCAGCCAUUAUGAUUCAGAUGUGGAUGACUUGCCAAAGGUGAGGCCGGUUUCUCUGAGAAGAUUAUAUUCCAUGGCUAGGCCUGAUUGGAUAUUUGGGCUGUUUGGAACCAUUAGUGCCUUUGUUGUUGGUGUCCAAAUACCACUCUUUGGUCUUGGAGUUACACAAGCUCUAGUUGCCUAUUACAUGGAUUGGGAGACCACAAAAAGGGAAAUUAGGAAGCUUGUAAUCCUUUUCUGUUGUGCUGCUGUUCUCUCCAUAUUCUCUCAUUCCGCCGAGCACCUCAGCUUUGGAGUUCUUGGGCAAAGACUUACACUUCGUGUUCGUGAAAGAAUGUUUGCAGUGAUGUUGCGUAAUGAGAUUGGAUGGUUUGAUGACAUGAGAAAUACCUGCUCGAUGCUGUCAUCUCGAUUGGAGACCGAUGCUACUUUGCUACAAACAAUCGUUGUUGAUCGCUCAUUGAUCCUCAUACAGAGCAUAGGAAUGAUUGUGUCAUCGGUAGCCAUUGCCUUUGUUUUGAAUUGGCGGAUAACUCUCGUAGUAUUGGCCACAUACCCAUUGAUGAUCACUGCCCAAAUCAGUGAGGCACUAUUCCUGCGAGGUUUUGGGUUGAACUUGAGCAAGGUCUACUUGAAGGCCAACACACUUGCUGCUGAGGCUGCAAGCAAUAUCCGCACAGUAGCUGCCUUCUGCUUAGAAGAUAAGAUUGUUGAGCUCUAUGGUCGUGAGCUCAAGGAACCCUCCAAGAGCUCUUUCCGACGUGGCCAGAUUGCAGGCAUCUUCUGUGGCCUUUUCCAAUGCUGCCUUUACUGUUCCUAUGGCCUUGCCUUGUGGUAUGGAUCGGUCCUAAUGGGCAGGGGGCUUGCGACUUUUGAAUCUGUCAUCAAAAGCUUUAUAGUCUUGAUAAUGGCAGCAGCAGUCGUAGGAGAGGUGGUCGGCCUAGCCCCCGACAUCAUGAAGGGAAAUCAGAUGGCAUCAUCAGUAUUUGAAGUUAUUGAUAGGAAGACUGAGGUGGAUGGUGACAUUGGUGAGGAUGUAGGGACGGUCACUGGGACAAUUGAGUUGCAAAGGGUCGAGUUUCACUACCCUUCAAGGCCUGAUAUCCUGGUUUUCAGAGAUUUUGAUCUGAGAAUAAAGGCUGGCAAGAGCAUGGCAUUGGUUGGGACAAGCGGGUCUGGCAAGAGCACGGUGCUCUCUCUUAUAUUACGAUUCUAUGACCCAAUUGCUGGGAAAGUGAUGAUUGAUGGUAAGGAUAUCAAGAAGCUUCGGUUGAAGUCGAUCCGAAAACACAUUGGCCUAGUUCAGCAAGAGCCAGCUCUUUUUGCCACAACAAUCUAUGAAAACAUAGCAUAUGGCAAGGAUGGUGCCACUGAGGUGGAGGUGGUUGAGGCUGCUAAGCUUGCUAAUGCCCACUCCUUCAUCAGUGCCUUGCCAGAUGGCUACUCGACUGAGGUUGGGGAUCGAGGGGUUCAGCUUUCAGGCGGGCAGAAGCAGCGGGUAGCCAUUGCACGAGCCAUCAUCAGAAAUCCUGCCAUCUUGCUCCUUGAUGAGGCUACAAGUGCACUUGACCUUGAAGCAGAGCGCAUGGUCCAACAAGCACUGGUCACAGUCAUGAAGGACCGCACCACCAUUGUGGUGGCACAUAGGCUGUCUACUAUUCAGAAUGCUGAUAUCAUUUCAGUCUUGCAAGAGGGAAAAAUCAUAGAACAAGGAAAUCAUUCAAGCUUGCUGGAGAAAGAGAAUGGAGCCUACUGUAAUUUAAUUAGCUUGCAGCAACAAUAGCAACAAAAGUAGUAGUGCUGCAUAAUUGAUAUAAACAAGGAUGUUUUGUUUCACAGUACAGAACUCCAUUUUCAUGUUUUACUCGCUGGAAAUUCACAUAAGAUGGCCUUCCAAUAUGGACUGAUUUUUUAUUUUGAUUUAUUAAAAAAAAUACAGACCAAAUUGUUAUCUGAAUAAAUGGUUAAAGAGUCUGUGAUUAUCUGUGAUCA